Diorhabda carinulata is the source of this 1784-nucleotide messenger RNA. It is a transcript of the gene SmydA-3, whose product is annotated as SET domain-containing protein SmydA-8. Lineage: Eukaryota; Metazoa; Arthropoda; Insecta; Coleoptera; Chrysomelidae. The transcript is spliced from 8 exons. The record is from RefSeq and is a predicted model, not a curated record. Bases 238 to 1737 code for a protein of 499 amino acids.
AAUAUGGCGAUUUUAACAGUUAAUGUCGGUAUUUAAAAAAAAAACGUAUUUCAAGUUUGUAAAAUAGAGUUGUUACUGUGGGAAGGAAUGAAAUUUAUUUUUUGAUACAAAAACUAAAGUAAGGCAACAGUAAUACAAUUUCGUAUACGAAGUUCUUUGUACUUCGAAGUUUCCCUACAAAUUCAAUCUUUUAGAAUUCUUAAAUUUAGAAACAAGAACACAAUUUCACUUUAUUUAAUGUAUAAGGAUUUAUUUGAUAUUCGCAGUAAUGAAAAAAUUGGGAGGUAUGCUGUUGCGAAACGAGAUUUAAAAGCAGGAGAUGUAAUAUUUACUGAAAAACCUUUCGCUUAUGGACCCAAAGCAGAUAGUCCCUGUAUCUGUUUGGGCUGUUACACACCCACUGACGGAACGAAUUUGUGCUCGAAAUGCUUUUGGCCCGUAUGUUCGACCGAAUGUGAAAAUAAAAAUGCUCACAAAGAUUUCGAAUGUGAAGUGUUCACAAAAGCGGGAGUGAAAUUCCAAGCGGUCAGCGAUCCGUCCGAAACGUGUUUGCAGUAUGAAUGUAUAACACCUCUAAGAGUUCUGUUGGCAAAAGAAAAAGAUCCCGAGCGAUGGGAAGAAGAGAUCCAGCAUAUGGAAGCCCAUCCGGAAAUUCGGAAACAACAACCUACUUGGGAAUUCAACCAGCACAAUAUAGUCGAAUAUUUACGUUCGCUUUGUAAAUUGAGCAGAUUUUCUGAGGAUUUGAUACAUCAAGUGUGCGGGAUUUUAGAUAUCAAUGCAUUUGAGGCAAGAACACCCGAAGGGUACUCUAUAAGAUGUUUGUACCCUAAAAUGGCCAUAAUGUCUCAUAAUUGUAUAUCAAAUAUCCACCACGCUAUUGAUUGUAGAGCCACCGGAGAUUCUGAUGAUUUUAUAGCGACCGUAAGGGCGGCAGUAGACGUACCUGCAGAAGGAGAACUGCACAGUAGUUACACGUACUCUUUAUGGCCGACAUUGGUGCGUAGAGAAUUUUUGAAAGAAAGUAAAUUUUUCGAUUGUACAUGUCAAAGAUGUUCAGAUAAAACCGAAUUGGAAACGCACUCCAGUUCACUCAAAUGUCAGAAAUGCGAUAAUGGUAUCAUUAUGUCGAAUAAUCCGUUAGAUAAUCAGUGCGGAUGGAGUUGUACACAUUGCGAUUUUAAAACAAAUGCAGUGGCUGUUCGUAAAAUUUUUUCAAUUAUACAAGCAGAUUUGGAUAAUGUCGAAUACCUGUUCGGUCCUGAAGGUAUACAAGAAAGAGAAACUUUAUAUAAGAAAUAUAAAUCGGUGUUACAUCCAAAAAACGCUUAUAUGACUAUCCUGAGAAGCGGAUUAAUCCAGUUGUAUGGAAAAGCAGAGGGGUACACAUUAGAAGAUUUGCCCGAUGUAAUUUUAGAAAGAAAAGUUGAACUCUGUUAUCAAUUACUAGAAGUUCUCGAUGUUAUAGAACCAGGAAAUUCUCGAAUAAGAGGUAUUACAUUGUACGAGUUACACGGUCCACUCAUGGUUUUAGCUAGACAUCGAUAUCAAAACGACGUGAUCACCAAGGAAAAAUUCAAACAAGAGUUGAGGAAAACCGUGGAUUUAUUGGGAGAAUCAGUUCGGAUUUUGAAGCAGGAACCUGCCAGUUUACCCGAAGGACAACUUGCAGUUGUGGCCGCACAAGGAUAUCAACAGUUGAAUGAAAACUUUGAUAUUUUGGUAGAAACUGCUUAAUUUGUAAUAUUUUAUGAUAUAUUUUGAUUAUAAAACUUCUGGUAACA